Molecule: messenger RNA, 1119 nt
Organism: Aspergillus uvarum CBS 121591
Lineage: Eukaryota; Fungi; Ascomycota; Eurotiomycetes; Eurotiales; Aspergillaceae
Gene: coq4
Product: ubiquinone biosynthesis protein COQ4
Exons: 2
Coding region: 53-937 (294 amino acids)
Biological process (GO): ubiquinone biosynthetic process
Cellular component (GO): mitochondrial inner membrane; mitochondrion
Source: RefSeq, a predicted model, not a curated record
CCCCCACGAAGCUCGAGUCCAGUGCGACGUGGUGUCCCUUUGAACCUCCAAGAUGUCUGUUCUCGGGAAGCGCAGCGCUGUACUCAGCGCUCGGGAGCUGAACCUCCUUGCCACAGCAACAAUCGCAGCUCCUGUGCCCCUCCAGUCUCGUUCCGCGCGGUCUUUCUCCGCCUGGAACCGUCCUCCGCCCAACUAUCCCGGCCAUGUGCCAUUGACCUUUUUCGAGCGCGGCGCGUUGGCCGUGGGCUCUGCUUUUGGAGCUCUCAUCAAUCCGCGAAGAGCUGAUCUCAUCGCAACCUGCGGCGAAGCCACGGCCACCCCCUACUUCAUCUACCGGCUGCGCGACGCGAUGCUCGCCGACCCGACGGGGCGGCAGAUCCUCCGCGAGCGGCCGCGCAUCACCUCGCAGACGCUGCAGAUGGCCUACCUGCGCACGCUGCCGGAGAACACGGUGGGGCGGACGUACGCGACGUGGCUGGACCGCGAGGGCGUGUCGCCGGACACGCGCGACAAUGUGCAGUACAUCGACGACCCGGAGUGCGCCUACGUCAUGCAGCGGUACCGCGAGUGCCACGACUUCUACCACGCGGUCACGGGGCUGCCCAUCUUCGUGGAGGGCGAGCUGGCGCUCAAGGCGUUCGAGUUCCUGAACACCCUGAUCCCGAUGACGGGGCUGAGUCUGUUCGCCUCGGUGCGGCUGAAGCCCGCCGAGCGGGAGCGGCUGUUCAAGAUCUACCUGCCGUGGGCGGUCAAGAGUGGCCUGAAGAGUAAGGAGCUCAUCAACGUGUACUGGGAGAAGAUCCUGGAGAAGGAUGUGGGCGCGCUGCGCGAGGAGUUGGGCAUCGAGAGGCCGCCGGAUAUGCGCGAGAUCCGGAGGAUGAUCCGCUUGCAGAAGAAGAGGGAGAAGGAGGCGGCUGCGGCGAAGGCUGGGUUUUAGUGUGCGUGCGUGCGUGCGUGUUUGUUUUUGGUUUUGCUUCAGUGGUGGUGAUACCUGUGUAUAUUAUUGUAUUGCAUGGCAUGGAUACAUUGAUUUCUGGUUUAGAGAAUUCCUUGGUUUGGUUUGCGGUUUUACGUGUGGGUUGACAUAAAGGUAUAAAGGAGGACUCGAAGGCCAUGCGG